CAGAAGCUGAGGAGCGAGCUGUUCCCCCUGCACAUAGCGGACCUGCAGGCGUAUCGUCUGCUGGAGGACCGUCAGCCCCCCGUCCCACUCAGCGUCAGCCAGCUCAAAAAACAGCACAGACUACUGGAGACUGAGAUCUGCAGGAAAAGAAAGGAGUGUGAAGUUCUCGAAGAGGAGGUGAAGAGAAAGAGCCAGUCAUGUCAAACCCUGGAGAGUGAGCUCCAGAAUGUUCUGCAGGGGAAAGCACGUUUAAAUGUCCAGUUGUUCACUGACACCCAGAAGAGUGCAGAGUAUGAGCAGGUGCAGAGUGAGUAUGAGCGAUUGCGGGCCGCUCUGUGUGCAGUGACUGUGGAGAGAGAUUGUGCUCUGUGGGAGAGGACUCAGCUCCAAGGCAAACUGGAGAACCUAGAGCAGGUGCUGAAGCAUAUGCGAGAGGCUGCGGAGAGGAGGCAGCAGUUAGAGUUGGAGCAUGAGCAGGCCCUGGCCGUCCUCAGUGCCAAGCAGCAGGAGAUCGACCUUCUGCAGAAGGCUCAGGUUGAGGCUAAGAAGGAACAUGAAGGUGCCGUGCAUUUGUUAGAGAAUCACUUGGACAGCAUGCAGGCUAAAGUGAGGGAGCUGGAGGAGAGAUGCCGGUCGCAGAGUGAGCAGUUUAAUCUUCUCUCCAAGGAACUGGAGAAAUUCAGGCUUCAGGCCGGAAAGUUUGACAUCCUGGGCUCCAGCCAGCUGUCGGGGGGCGACUCGCCUGGCUCUCCCACCAAAACUCCCUCGCUCUCCCAGCUCCUCAAUGGCCUGGCUGCACCUACAAGCAAGAGUAAUGAAAGUUCCCUGAGCAAAAUUUCGGAGUUCAUCCGACCUCUGCAGAUGAGUGGUGGGGAGAAGACAGAGCUUCUGUCUGUUAAACCCAGCUUCCUCUCCCGGAGCACGCCCUCCAGCCCUCGCCGGACCUACCUCUCCGAGGUCCGGCCAGUCAUUGCUGCUGCUAUGGACAAAGAGCUCAAUCUGUCUCCCCGUGCCAAACCAAGGUAUACAGGCAAAGUCCGGCUCUGUGUCGCCCGCUAUAAUUACAACCCAUACGAUGGCCCCAAUGAACAUCCUGAGGCCGAGCUCCCCCUGGUGGCCGGGAAGUAUCUCUAUGUUUACGGGACCAUGGAUGAGGACGGCUUCUAUGAAGGGGAGCUGUUGGACGGCCAGCAGGGCCUCGUCCCCUCCAACUUUGUGGACUUCCUCCAGGACGAGGACCCUCUCUCAGCUACUCUGUCGGAGCGCCUGAAAGAUUCGUCCUACCUCAACCACAGCCCGGCCUCUCUGGGCAGCAGCAGCGCCGUCAGCACACUCAGCACGCUGCUGUCCGAGAAGCUGGAGGCUUUGGGCUCCUGCACGGGCACCGGAACCAGCAGCAGCAGUGGAGUCAGCAGCCUGGGGCCUAGCUUGAGCCUAAGCAUGGGCUUGGGCUUGGGUCACCACACUCUAGGAUCUGGGGAAACCCUGGGGUCCUGUAGUAACGGCUCCGGUACAGCCACGCUUGACCUUAGCAUCGACGAAAUCGGAGAAGACGUAGUGCCUUACCCCCGCCGCAUCACUCUCAUCAAGCAACUAGCCAAGAGCGUGAUCAUAAGCUGGGAUUCUCCGGUGGUGCCGCCUGGUUGGGGGUCCAUAAGUGGCUACAACGUCCUUGUGGACCAGGAGGUGCGCAUGAGCGUUCCGUUCGGCACCCGCACCAAGUCACUUAUCGAGAAGCUAAACCUAGCAACAUGUGCUCACCGCAUUUCAGUACAGAGCAUGACGGAGCGCGGCCCCUCGGACCCGCUGCGCUGCACCCUGCUGGUAGGGAAGGACGUUGUGGUGGCACCACAAUGCCUACGCGUGGACAACGUGACCCAGACGUCUGCUGAGCUGUCCUGGAUGCCCAGCAACAGCAACUACAGCCACUCCAUCUUCCUAAACGACGCGGAGUACGAUGUGGUCAAGCCAGGCAGCUACAGGUACCGCUUCUACAACCUGAAGUCCGCGACUGUGUACAAGGUGCGCGCAGUGGCCAAACCCCACCAGAUGCCCUGGCAGCUGCCCCUGGAGCAGAGAGAAAAGAAGGAGAUCUCAAUAGAGUUCUGCACACAGUCUACCGGUCCCCCCUGUCCGCCACAGGACGUCCAGGUGCACUGUGGACAGUCUCCAGGUGUCCUUCAGGUGCGAUGGAAGCCCCCCACUCUCAGUCCCUGCGGUACUUCCAACGGAGCCAGUGUCAUCGGCUAUGUUGUUUGCACCAAAGGUCAAAAGAUAGCAGAAGUGAUGUUCCCCACGGCGGACUACGUAACGGUGGAGGUGAACCGUAUCCAGUGCCUGGAGGCACGGGAAGUGGUGGUCCGAACCAUCUCAGCACAAGGCGAGUCUCAGGACUCUAACGCUGCCGCCAUUCCACACAACCUGCUGGCUGGUCCACCUCACUCUCACCCCCCUCCGCACCCGCAGCCCCCGCCUUACCCACAGAACUACCCUCCCAGCCACCCCCAGCCACACCACCAGCAGCCUGUACCCCACCCUGUCCCACACCCACCUCCUCUUCACCCCCAACACCCUCACCCUCCUCCACCCCCUCCGCAACACCCGCACAUCCACCCCCCACCCUCGCCCCACCCCAUAUCAAAACACAAACUCCUACCAAGUGCCAGAGACCCCCACGCCAAAGAGCCUGAGCCGGCCCGGAGGCCCUGGGACCCUCACCCACGGGCCCCCUCGCCCCUGCCUCCCCCUACUCCUGGGGGCCACAGCCUGGAGCCCCCACCGCACCCGGAGGGCCGCCGCUCACCCUCGCCCCAGAGGAUCCUGCCCCAGCCUCAGGGAGCCCCCAUCCCCAACACAGUUGCUCGUGCCAUGGCCCGGCAGGCUGCUCAGAGGAGCAGUCCCAACAGCAGGAUGGAGAGGAGGAACAUCUUUAGUGAAAGGAGUAAUGCUCUUCACUCCCUAAACUCCGAUGAGGAAGAGGAUGGUUAUGACUCGCCCCACGCCAGACGAAGAGGAGCCUCAGUGGACGAGUUUCUCAGGGGUUCAGAACUGGGCAGACAUCACCACCACUACAGUCACAGUGAGGAUUAUUACACCGAGAGCAGCCGUGGCUCCGACCUGUCUGAUAUCAUGGAGGAGGAUGAGGAGGAGCUGUAUUCGGAAAUGCAGCUGGAGGAAGGCCGCCGCCGCAGUAUCAACUCGCACAACACACUCAAGGCGUACUACAGGCGGCAGGACCUAGCCGGGGUGGAUGAGCAGGACAGUUGGGACUUGCAGCGGGAGGUGGUCCGCCAGCGCUCGCUUCGCUCCCACAAGCGCCUCCACAGCAUCCCGGAGGUAGCCGAGGAGGAGCCUCCAGACGGUGGGCCGGAGGUCAUCGGCCAGAGGCUUCGCUUCGAGGAUGCCAGGCCUGGGACAUCCCGGGCCUACUCGCAGGACCAGCAGCAGCAGCAACAGCUUGACCACCUUUCUCCAGGAAAAGGUCUCCGAAAGCUGCAGCGACAGCGUUCCUCCCCCCGCUACACAUCCAUGGAAGGUACUGGAGGUCCUGGAAGUCCCAGGGGUCCCGGCUGGAGCUGCAGCAGGCAAACCACCAAAAGCCCAGACAGUGGCCUGGACUGUGGAAGUGAAGAAGAAGGCUCGCUGGGAUACCGUGGAAGCUACCACUACCAUUAUCAUAGCAGCCCUCUGAGGAUCGGCCACGGGCCCAACAUGCGCAUCAUCCACAGCGAGGGUCCCGUGGAGAGACGGGCACUGGCCGCCGGCAGGAAAAGGACGCUGACCCGUCAGUCCAGCGUGGAGGAGGACUUCCUGGACGCAGCGGACCUGAGGAGCCACUACUACCGCCCCCACCAUCACCUUCAUCAUCAGCAUCAUCUUCUGCGUCACCCUCAACGAAGGUUCCGGAGCGAGGGCAGGCUGACAGAGAUUUUAGGGAACUCCCCAUCGGCAGGACGCUCGGAUCGACUGGACCAUUCAGGACGGAGGACAAGUCAUGGCUGUCCGCCCCCUCAGAGAAGGCCCAUGAUGGUUCCUUCCAUUGAGAUCACCAUGGAGAAUAACAGUGAGGGGAGUGAGGGGAACCUCUCACCCAAGGACGAUGUUUACUAUGGCAGUGUAGCUCACCACAGGAAAUGCCCGGCACAGCGCUCAGAGCACCGAUAUGAUGGCUAUGGUGGACGGGACCGGCGCUCUCCAGACUAUUUUGAGGAAUCGGAGCUGGAUGACCUGCCGCGGAUAUUUGUGGCGCUGUUUGACUAUGAUCCGUUAUCCAUGUCCCCUAACCCUGACGCUGCAGUGGAGGAGCUUCCUUUCAAAGAGGGCCAGAUCAUAAAGGUGUUUGGGGAGAAGGACACAGACGGUUUCUACAGGGCAGAAGUCUGCGGCCGGCGGGGGCUUAUCCCCUGUAACAUGGUCUCAGAGAUCCAGACUGAAGAUGACGAGAUGAUGGAUCAGCUCCUCCAACAGGGCUUCCUUCCACUGAACACACCUGUCGAAAAAAUAGUGAAUUGUGAUAGGUUGAAAGAUGGGCGCUUACUAAACCGCAGGUCACGGAAAUCCAAGAGAGAGCGGAACAGGCGUAGUGGGAGAAACCCGGUGUCCACGCGACGGAUGGUUGCCCUGUAUGACUACGAUCCCAGGGAAAGCUCCCCUAACGUAGAUGUGGAGGCCCACUUUGAGGGCAUCAGACUGAGUGAUGAGGCUGAGCUGACCUUCUGUGCUGGGGAUGUAAUAACGGUGUUUGCGGAGAUUGAUGAAGAUGGAUUUUAUUAUGGAGAGCUGAAUGGACACAAAGGCCUGGUGCCCUCCAACUUUCUGGAAGAAGUGCCUGAUGAUGUGGAGGUUUACCUCACAGAGCCCUCCAGCCGCCAUCCCCAGGACCACCCAAGCCGGACAAAGACCAAAAGGAAGAAGAGCGUUCAUUUCACGCCGUAACGGCUCAGUACACCUCACGUAAGUGAGUGACUGAGGAUACCAAACGUAACGCUGUCCUCGUCUAAUGCAGAUGACAUGGGCCCCCCUUUACUGUUGCCCUCCCUGGUACGCAAUGCAACAUGCAUACAAACACGCAUACACACUUAAAAACAUUCAAAACACAUUCAAAACACAUUGCAGAAAAGACAGACAUGCACACAGACCAUGACAUAAUGCAGCCAACUGUGGUAGAGAUUCAGGGACAUGCACACACUUCUAUUCUCUUAUUGAAAAUAAAUGAUUUAUUUAUACAUUCAGGCAUAAAUAAAAAUGUUGGAACUGUAUCAACAUAGAUAAAUAGAGCCCAGAAUAGGUAGAACAAAAAUAUCAUUAAGUAUUCAGGAGUUCCCAUGAGCAUUACUGGUCUUGCUCUGUCUGGGUGGGAGAGAUUUAGAACAAUCCCAACAAGUGUGGGCGUCUAUAAGCUAAAGGAACAGAACUGGCAAUAAGUGUUCUCCUUCAAUCGUGUUGCAUCAGAUGUUUUUAAAACAAUGCAAUAACUGCACAAGAUAUAGCAGGGGGCAACUGGAUAGGACUAAAAUUGGACUCAGAAAUUGACAUAAAUAAAAAAAAAAAGGUAAUUGUUGGAAUGUGAUGUGAUAUAAUUAGUAAUCAGUGUUACUUGUUCUAUAAUACUGUUUUUUUUUUUUUUUCGCACUAUAAGAUGCACCAGAUAAUGUGGUGCACUAUCAAUAAUCGUCAAUUUUCUGGUCUAUUUUCACAAGGUGCACUGGAUUUUAAGAAGCAUUAUGCAACACCAGUAAGGAACAGACAAACGAGCGCUGGAUGUAAAUCUAUACAGAUUUCUCUACUGAAAACUGUUUAUUUGGGUGAGUAAAGCGCUUCUGUUUGUCUAGCUUAGAUAUCCAGUUUUCUGCUAAGGCUGGGUGCAUUAGCAGCUAACCGCUAGCACUAGCCGCUAGACAGCGUUAAACUGAGGAACCCUGUGUUGAGUAUUCCGAUAAGCCAGGGCAAUAUAAGGUAGCGGUUCACCCCACAUAGCUUGUAAAUGUGCUAGAGCUUAGCACAGUUACCAACUAAUGCUAAUACUGCUCCAGGCUCAAUGCUGGAGAACUAAACUGAAACUCCUGUAUAAUGCUGUACUACAGCAGACUGGCUUUACUGCUCCUUAUAACCUUACUGGUAGAAUUCAUACAUAAGGCGCACUGCUGAUUUUUGGGAAAAUUAAAUUUAAAAAUAAAAAUACAUUUUAGGUGCGCCUUAUAGUGCAAAAAAUAUGAUACUGUAAAAUAGCAAGCAUAAUGCAGGUUAUUAUACCCUAACACGAUUUUUUAUUCAAGAAUUAAAUAAAAAAAACAUAUUUAGAGAUAUAUUAUAAUAACCUAUUUUCUUGAACAUAUCUGCCUGUAGAAUCAGUCACCAAUUUUGAAAUAUGAAAAAUUGUGGAUGUGAUUGUUCUACAGAUUUCACAUGACCAUCAUGAUCUGCAGUUACACACAAUAAACACUCAGGUUCUUAUAGAUUUUAAACAGCAGGUUCUUAUAGCUAGUCCUACUAAAGAUACUUCACAUUUUCUGAUCCCCCCACCCCCUUCCUCCCACCCCUCCCUGCCUGCCUCUAUGGAGCAGUUCAGAAAACUGUGAUUGGUCGACUGCAGUAACAGAAAGCUGCAAUUGGUCGGCUCCAAGCAACAGGCGCCCAGUGGCAGUGCAUUAGACGGGCCGAGCUGGUAUCUUCAGUUGGUUCUCUGGGUGUUGUACAUGACAGUGUCCGUCUCAUUGACUCCUACUGUAACUCAUGGCUCAAGCUACACGGCCAUUGUUGCACGACAAAGGUCCAAGUUUGACCCCUGAUUCCUUACUCCCCCGCCCUCCAAAACCCCACCCGCUUCUCUUUAUUCUCUUCGGUGUGCAGUAAUGUUGGCACCCCGACAGGGAACGAAUCCUCCCCUCCCCUCGAGAAUCUGCGUGCCCUGACCACGGUGCUCUGGGACAGACAUGAAGCAGACCUUGUGCUCCGCCCACAAACAGCUACAAAAGUAUAAAUUAAGUUUAUGAUGAAGAUGAAGUUUGACAAAUUAGAUUAUUGUAUAGUAUAUAAUGAGAAUUAGCCAUAACAUUUAAUAGCAUUAUUUUGGCAUAUUAAUAGCAUAUUGUGUAGCAUCACUACUAUGCUGCUACGUUGCCUUGAACCCUAAAUCAGCAAAUCCUUUUUUACAUCAUGUAAGUUGUAAGGUGGGGCUGCAUUAUCAUCAGUGAGUCUUUAAGGCCAUUAUCCUAUCGCCAAUACAUUAUGUGCCCCCAAUAUCAGCUUAAUAAGGGCAAAAACAACAUAAACAGUCCAUCCCUGGGUGAUCAACAGCCAAAAAUCAUUUAAAAACUAUUAGCUGACACAAAUUGCACAAAUUUUAGUCUAAAUUUUAUCUGGCUUACAGUUUGUGUUUUUUUAUUUAAUAUUGAUCCAAUGUAAAGCCAGUUUAACCUAAGGAAAGUCACUUAUUUGAGGGCGGAGCAUAGAGGUCCACAGAUCAGACUGUGGUCAGUUUACUAUUUAACGAAGCAUAUGUGGGGGCACGUUUUCUCAAAGGAAUGGCAGGCAGCAUUAUUAGACACUACAGCAUUAUUUUCAUCCCCAAGAGAAUAGAUUUUUCAUUAUCAGAACGUUAUUUUUUAAGUGUCUGUAGUAGCUUCAGUAGAUUUAAUGUUACAAGAAUUGUAAAAAAAAAAAAAAAAAAGUGAAUUGUUGAAAAGUGUUUUCAAGCAGGUUUGAUUUGGCUUCAGGUCCCUCGGUGACGUAGCCAUGGUGAAUGGUGAUAGAUUACGCCAGAGACCGGUAAAUUAAAAGCUCAUUUCUUUUCUUUAUCACCACUAAAGAUAAAUUGACUAUGUACAUUAUGUAGUUAAUUCUUUUAUAGACACUACCUCCCUCAAGUGUUAAAGGUCAGGUCAUUACAGCAGUAGAGUACCUUUAGCUGUCAUUUUUGUGUCCCUCUAUGUAAUGCAGUGAUAUGUAUGUAAAUGUUUAAGUUUCAGGGUCUGUCUGAUCAGAACGUAAAAAAGACGAGAAAACUGUGUACCUAUUUAGCAAGAACAUUUCUAGUAGCACCUUUUGAUGUGUUUUAUCGGUCUUUUAGUCUUUCUCGAUAGUAUUGUAGCAUCAACAUGCCUUGUUAUGAAGGGCAGGGGGAGGUACCUGACCCAAAUUGGAUGGAGUUCUGAUUGAAAAACUACUGUAGCCAGAGCUGUUAUGUGGAGUAAAUUUCCCCUGAGUGUGUAUACCGUGUGGUGUGUAUCUCUCCAUUACCCCCCAUCCCACACGUACUGUAUGAUGGCCCUGCUGGGACAGAAUGGACUUUGAGGAUGUUGGGAUGCUGUGAGAAAGAGAGGAAAAAAAAAGAAACCUGUGUUGCCGCCCAGCCCUGAACUGUCCCUUACGGGUCUCCCAUUAGGUUCCCAUGGAAAAAGCGGGGGGCUCUCCGAGAAGAAGCGCCACACACACGGUGCGGCCCCAGGGGCCCGGAAGCCCCGCCCCGCGACGGCCCCAAUCCAUCCCUAAGAAACAAGGAUUUUUCUCCAGAGGAAAGACACUGUUGAAAAGGCUUGGUGCUGUGAAAUAGGGGUCAAUGCUGGCCCUUCUUCCAUUCUGCUUAAUGGUGUGUGCCGUAGACUGUAGAGAAAAGUCUGACGAAGUGGGUGAGAAAAAAGAGGAAAACAAAUCUGCCAUUCCUUUUAAAACCCCUUGAACCCUAAGCUUAUUCAGAAUAUAAGUCAAUUACACUCUAUAGUCUAUUCAUUCUUUAUCUAGUAACUAUGCUGUAAAGCAGUUAACGUGUGGAAAUAUUAGGGUUUAAGGGGUUAAGUUUUAGUUAGUAUGGAAAUGUAUAAAGGGAACUGGGCUUUUCAUGACCAUGGGCCAAACUAGUUGAGUUUUAUACCUCGUCAUCUGUUUGCGUGUCGUUUACCGCAAGCACAGAAACGCUGCCCCAGAACCGACGAGAAGACACUUCUCAUUCUUGAAUGUACGAAUGAUAGUCAGGGAGAUAGUAUGCAGUUGUGAGGAUGUGGGAUUAACACUGGCUUUGAUCACUUGAAAUAGUCUUUAUUAUGCAGUAGAACUAACUAGCAGUGAUGAUGAAUCCUCAAGGAGCUUCACUUUACA
This is a messenger RNA of Astyanax mexicanus (Mexican tetra), 9093 nucleotides long. RefSeq names its product RIMS binding protein 2b (gene rimbp2b). The record is from RefSeq and is a predicted model, not a curated record. Gene Ontology annotation, molecular function: protein binding. Lineage: Eukaryota; Metazoa; Chordata; Actinopteri; Characiformes; Acestrorhamphidae. Gene Ontology annotation, biological process: neuromuscular synaptic transmission. The transcript is spliced from 27 exons. Bases 427 to 4935 code for a protein of 1502 amino acids.